Aureobasidium vineae is the source of this 2628-nucleotide messenger RNA. Lineage: Eukaryota; Fungi; Ascomycota; Dothideomycetes; Dothideales; Saccotheciaceae. The record is from the annotation of a GenBank genome assembly.
AUGGCUCGUUUCGCCGCUCUUCUUCCCCUUGCAUAUGCAUUGGGCGCCGUUGCCCAAAGCGUGGCAUACAAUGACCCCAUCACUGGCAUCGACUUUAUGAGUUUCCAGGACUCCGAGUCCGGUGCACGAUUCGGUGUUGCUACACCCAAGACUCUGGGCAAGGACUUUAUUGGUCAGAUUGUUGCUCCCACUACCCAGGGAUGGGCCGGUCUUGACAUGUCCGCCCAGAUGGCGAACCACAUUCUGGUCGUUGCAUGGCCUAACGGCGACGAGGUUAUGGCUUCCGUCCGUGAAGCCUCCGGCUACACCACACCCCCUGUUUACACUGGAAACGCUACCACCAUUCCCAUCGCUAACGGUACCUUUGUUAACAGCACUCACUUCUCUUAUACAUUUGUAUGCAGUGGCUGCAUCACUGGCGAUGCUGACAGUUUCCCUAGCACCGUCAAGGGCAAUGCUUUCGGAUGGGCUUACUCUUCAGACGCACCUGCAAAGCCCUCAGUUGCUGACACUGACUUGAACUUGCACUCUGGAUUUGGUGCAUUCGCUGUCAUCUUUGCCAACUCUGGAUCUGCAGACUACGACACCUGGGCUUCUUGGACUGAAGCAGUCGUCCCCGUCCCCACGACAUCCAGUAACAGCACUGUUGGAUCAAACUCGACCACAGGACAGGCCAACCCUUCUUCCACUCCCAUUGCCACCACAUUGAAUACCACAUACGACUACAUCAUUGCUGGUGCUGGUCCCGCUGGUAUUAUCGUUGCCGAGAGACUUGCCGAGUCUGGUGCCGAGGUUCUCUUGAUUGAGCGUGGUGACGCUUCCACCUAUGCAUCGGGUGGUCGUGCCGUCGAGUCCUGGAAUGAGACCGUGACUCAAUACGAUGUGCCUGCCAUGGCCUACUACCUCUCUACUGCGAGUGUCACUAACGAGUACUGCACUGACACUGCCGAUCAGGCUGGUUGUCUGCUCGGAGGUAGCAGCAUGAUCAACGCUCUGAUGUUUGUUCGUCCCCAAGAACGCGACUUUGACGACAAAUGGCCAACUGGUUGGAAGUGGUCUGAUGUAUCAGCCUCUGCCGAGAGCUUCUACGAGAGGAACCCUGGUACUAUUUCUCCUUCUAAGGAUGGCCAACGCUACGAUCAAGGUGCUUAUGGUGUUCUGUCUACCUUUUUCUCUGCCAACGGAUGGUCCUCUGUCAACGCGCUCGAGGAGCCCAACAAGAAGACUGAUGUUUUCUCGCACCCGCCCUGGAAUAUUCAAGAUGGCCUUCGUGCUGGCCCUGUGUUGACAUAUCUCCCUCUUGCCAAGGCAAAGCAGAACUUCCACAUUCAAUUGAACAGCACUGUCCUUCGCGCUGUCCGCGAAUCUUCCUUUGUCAGUGGUGUUGAGGUUGAGCUGUCGGAUGGCAGCCGUAACAUCAUCAAAGUCAAGACGGGCGGCAAGGUUGUUCUUGCCGGUGGUGCACUGAGCACUCCUCGUAUUCUCAUCAACUCUGGUAUUGGUCCCGCCGAUCAGAUCAAGACUGUUCAGAGCGGUAGUACUGCCGUCAGCCUCCCUGAGGAAUCUGAGUGGAUUGAUCUCCCUGUUGGCAAGGGCCUGAAGGAUCACCCCAUCGUUACCUUGAAGUUCAAGACCAAGUCUCCAUUGUCUUCUUCGGCCACUACUGCUUUCACCGACCCCACCCAAAUGAACAUUGAUUCGUUUGCUCAUGGUAGCGGAUUGCUUGUUCAAGGUGGCCAACGCCUGAACUUCUGGUCGUCGGUCAAGGGAAGCGAUGGUAUCGAGCGAUUUAUCCAAGGAACCUGCAACUCGCCCUCCAACGACACCAUCAAGAUGAAGAUCUACCUUACCCACGGUCUUACUUCCGUCGGCGAGAUUGGUGUUACCGCAGAAGGGAAAACUGAAUAUAUCACUCAGCCAUGGUUCACCACUGCAGAAGAUAAGGAAGCCCUUGCCUCUUUCAUCGACCGCUUGAUUUCCUUCUCCACUUCUGGAAACUCAACCUUGACACUGGAUGCUGGACUUACUGCUUCCUCUAAUGUCACUGGUGCUGAUCUGAUCAAGACUUUUACUACCGGCAGUCACUUUGUGGGUACUGCCAAGAUGGGAACAGAUGAUGGCAGAAAGGGAGGUUCAGCGGUCGUAGAUACUGAUACCAAGGUCUAUGGUACCGACAACUUGUUUGUAGUGGACGCCUCUUUCCACCCUGAUUUGCCUACUGGAAACACACAAGCCAUUGUCAUGGUUGNNCUGCUGAGGCUGCCGCCAAGAAGGUCGCUGCUGUCAAGGUCAGUGGCGAGUCUGCUCCCGAGUNCUUCUUCCUCUGCCGCUAGCUCAUCUACCAUUGUGGCUUCUUCGACCGCCGCUUCAUCUGCCAUUUCGUCUUCCGUAGCCUCGGCUACAGUCACUGCAUCUGCAACCAUCACUUCUGCCCCUGCUUCGCCAACCUCUGAAACCGCUACUUUCACGGGCACCACAGCGAUCACUUCUGUCGCUGUGCCUAGCCCGGCUUACACCCAGGUUCCCAAGUAUGGCCGUUGUGGUGGCAUUGGGUAUGAGGGACCUACCGAGUGUGCGCCUGGCUCAACGUGCAAGUACCAGAAUGAUUGGUAUUAUCAGUGUGUUUAG